Molecule: messenger RNA, 426 nt
Organism: Emys orbicularis (European pond turtle)
Lineage: Eukaryota; Metazoa; Chordata; Testudines; Emydidae
Product: large ribosomal subunit protein P2-like
Exons: 2
Coding region: 1-375 (124 amino acids)
Biological process (GO): cytoplasmic translational elongation
Cellular component (GO): ribosome; cytosolic large ribosomal subunit
Molecular function (GO): structural constituent of ribosome
Source: RefSeq, a predicted model, not a curated record
AUGGGGCACGCAGCUGCCUCUCACUCUGCAGUACGCAGCUACCGUCAGGCCAAUCCCACAGAAGGCAGAUAUAUCACUCUUCUGGCCGUCCUUGGGGGCAACAAGUCCCCCACUUCAAAGGACUUGAAGAAGAUUCUCAACGGUGUAGACAUUGAGACGGAUGAACACCUGAACAAGGUUAUUGGUGAACUGAACGGAAAAAAUAUAGAGGAUGCCAUUGCUCAGGGUAACAGCAAACUUGCCAGCAUGCCAGCUGGUGGAGCUGUAGCAGUCUCAGCUGGACCAGGUUCUGCUGCUCCUGCUGAGGAGAAGAAAGAUCAGAAGGAGGAGUCUGAGAAAUCUGACGAUGACAUGGGAUUUGGCCUAUUUGACUAAACUUUUGCUACAGAAGUUAAUAAAACAUUUUCUUUAAAAUGGAAAAAAAAA